Octopus sinensis (East Asian common octopus) is the source of this 3130-nucleotide messenger RNA. RefSeq lists its product as uncharacterized. The transcript has 2 exons. NCBI's taxonomy places the organism in Eukaryota, Metazoa, Mollusca, Cephalopoda, Octopoda, Octopodidae. Bases 173 to 2953 code for a protein of 926 amino acids. The record is from RefSeq and is a predicted model, not a curated record.
CCUACCUUCUACCCUCCAAAUAAUCAAGAUAGAACAAAAUAACGAAGGAACAAUUAAAGCAAACUCUCACCUGAAAUCUACCUACACCUACUUAUCCGUCAAGUAAUUGUUGUGACUUUCUCUCCUUUACCCCUCCAACCCAACCUAAUCUUACACACCCACACAAACCUGCAUGCCCACAAAAUUCUUAUACACACGCACUUACAAAACCAACAAUACUUUUCAACUAUCAACAUUGAAUCUUUCACAUCGGAACAGCACGCAAAUAUUCCCGAUGUGUGGUCAGAAGACAUUGUCAUUUGCGAUCCUCUUUCUGUUCGUCAUUGUAUCAAGUAUAUUUGGCGAAAAUUUGAACGCCUCAGUUCCAGAUAUUCCCGAAAAUACCGAGCAAGCUACCGCAGUUAGUGCAACAGUGGAACCUAUACUGCAAACCACAACUGAAAGACAGUACUCUUCUGCUCAGAGCUAUCACGAGAAGCAGCAGGAUGAGUUUCAGACAAACACAACGCCAGACUUUCCACUAUUUCCGAGAAAGGAAGAUUCGCAACAGUUUUGGAACGACCAUCCAGAAUUCAAAGGGGUUCCUGAUUUGCCAGCCAAUUCGACAAAUUAUCCCACGUGGUUGAUUAAGCUGAUGUCUCAAGAUAAAUCAUUAAAGCCCACCAGCAGAGCACACAGUCAAGAUCAGUCGCCAUCAUUUCUUCAAAAUGAUCGAUUUAUCGAUGCUGAUCAACACCAACAAAGCUUCAAUCAUCCCACUGAAAACGGUCGAUUUAUGCAUCUACCUGCACGAGAGUUUCAUGCAAGAAGACAAUGGUUAAGUCAGGAUGACACUAGUAAUGAACAACCAAUAUUUCUAUAUCCCGUACAAAGUAUUCAAACAAAGUUUGUUCAUCCCGUGGAGAUUUUCCCACUCAAUUCCGCUGUUGUUCGAAAUCGGGAUUUAUUGUGGCGUCCAACAGCUGAGAGGGUAGAAAAUACCGAAAGACAAAGAUAUCACAAAGUUUUUGAUCGCUUAAAUUUUAACAGAGAACUUCGAGCGAAACAAUAUUAUCCUGGUAUAGAAAACAAUGGUUUUGAAAGUCUGCAACAAGCAGUAUUCGAAAACAGUGUGGAUCGUAAUUUUCAUGCUUAUCAGAGAAAUAUACCAAUCAUUCUGGCAAAAAGUGGCAAUCUUCAGCUGAAUCCAAAUCCAAAUUUUAGAAAUAAAUUAGUUAUCUUUUCAGUAGAACCUGUGUUGAAAAGAGAUCUUGUUUCGCCACUGCGGCGAACGAAACGUCAAACAAGAGGUAUUUAUAGAAAACCACCACGUCUUCAAGAAUUUGAUGAUGAUAAACCAAAAAACUUUGUGCCAAAACGCAAAUGGCCGGGGAAAGAAAACUCUUUCAGAUUUAAUGAUUUCCAACUUGAGAAUCGAUGGUCUCCAUUUUUCUCGCCCACAAAUUUUGUUGAACGUCAAAAAAUUCCUAUUGUGGUGGUAAAAAUGGACAAAAACGCAUUCCAGUUUAAUAAUAAUGGAAACGAUGAGCACAAAGAAGGAGCAGAAGCGUCAGGAAAUAACCAAAGAGAUGGGGCUGAAAUGACGAGAAGACAAUAUCCAAAUGAAUCGAAUUUCUUGUUUGUUGGCGGUGGACCUUGGAUGCCGGGUCAAUGGUUAACGGCUGACGAACAAUCACAGAAUACGCCCGCCGUCGACUAUUCACGAAGAUUUCACGGAAAUAUUUUCUUCGAAAGAUUUCCUUACUCUCGAAGUAGAAAUAAUAAAGACAUUAUAGGAAAUUCUCCGAAACAACUAAAUCGCCACGAAAUAGUCAACAAUGCUAAAAGCGAUCAUUUGCAUAGAAGCCACCUAAAUAAUGGAAAUAAUAAUUUUUCAUCUCAAAAUUUGAAGAAUGAUAACUUUUCACACAUGGAUUUCUCCCCUAAUAUAGCACCUAGUGAUCGGAGUGGGAAAAUAUUAGCGGUAACAUCGAUAUAUUCUAAAUUCAAUGGAAACUUAAAGGACUCAGUUGAAACUGGAAAUGGUUUUCCUACGGCAUCUAAAAAUGGUGACAGACGAUUCCAAUCUCUCUUGCCACUAUUUCCAAAUUGGUUACUGAAGAAGUUUUCUGAAAAGAAAGUGGCUUCUGCAGCUUCGGAAAAAGGAACAGAUAGCCAAAAUAUCGGACCCAAGGGCGGUGACGUGAAGACAUGCCUCUCCAACUGCUCUUCAGCAGCAAAUUCAAAGACUGAACACUCUCAGAAGGAUAUCACUCGCGAAGACAAAAGUAACCGAACAGAAAAACCUAAAUUGCGGACCAAAGAUGUUCUCCCAGCUUCUUCAUCGGAUAUUUUACAAAAUCGUAAGAAACUUCGAUCGACCAGAAAGAAACGUGAUCUAUCUGAAUUCGAUUUCACGUUGCCUAACCACCACGUUCAGCCCUUUAAUACAGCUGAUAUUGCCGCUAAUACUGUAGAUGCUGUUUCUCAUCAAAUGGCAUUCCAUUCCAAUAAUUUCUUAGCCAGACACGAAGGUUUCAAUCUUGACCACUUCGGGAAAACUUUCAGUUUCCACGAAGGCAAAAUGAAGCAACAACUGCGGAAAGACAUAGCAGAAGUUGAAAAUCAAAGACAUUGGUUCGAAUCUUUCUCUUAUCCAGAUUGGAGAAAAUCAGUUGGGGACGGACUUCUGGACGAGAUUCCUAGAUCAACGAACAACAACUGGAACAUUGGCGGCUUUAGGAACCAUCCUCGAAAGCAUUGGGCAUCAAAGUACUCCAUUCCGGUGGUAACAAUCCCUAGAGCAAAUCCUAACCAGAUAUCGUACACAGCAAGAUAUCGGUACAGGUUCGGUAUCUACCCGGGGUAUACUGAUUACAAACCGAACAUCGACAGCCACAAAGUUUAUUAUGAGUAUGACCCCCACUACCAGACCGCACCGAAUACUUUUCUACCUUUCCGAACCUAUCAGUAAAGCUAUUUAACCUGUAAAUAACACCGUAAGCUCAACAACACUAUGAUUAAUAAUGAUAUAUAUAUAUUCUGUAACGUAUUAUUUAAAACAGCAACGGUGUUUGAUUUUUCAUAUUUCAAUUCUAUUUCGUGAUGAAACGGUUUAUCCAUUACCUUUAAGUUAUGUACGUGUGUGUGU